This is a messenger RNA of Megalops cyprinoides (Indo-Pacific tarpon), 2034 nucleotides long. RefSeq names its product APEX nuclease (multifunctional DNA repair enzyme) 1 (gene apex1). The record is from RefSeq and is a predicted model, not a curated record. Gene Ontology annotation, cellular component: nucleus. The transcript has 5 exons. Lineage: Eukaryota; Metazoa; Chordata; Actinopteri; Elopiformes; Megalopidae. Gene Ontology annotation, biological process: base-excision repair. The coding region runs from base 164 to 1102 and encodes 312 amino acids. Gene Ontology annotation, molecular function: double-stranded DNA 3'-5' DNA exonuclease activity; DNA-(apurinic or apyrimidinic site) endonuclease activity; DNA binding.
CAGUGGUAUUGUUCAAUGAGGCUCAUGCGGAAUUGCUGUCGCUAGCUACUUGUUUGGGUGUGCGCUCGUUUGAUCAGGAAAAAAAGUGUACGCGGUUAGGGUGCUCUGGUGUGUGCGUGUUGCGUGCCUGCGCGGAGUGUGUGGAGACAGACGGAUUGCAAAGAUGUCAAAGAGAGGAAAGAAGAACAAUGAUGACGCGGCGGAUGUGGAGCAAGACAACGGAGCAGCUCCAAAUGCCAAGAAGGCCAAGAAAGCGAAGGAAGCUGAGGCCCCGGUGAUGUAUGAGGACCCCCCUGAUCAGCUGACCACCAAGGACGGCCAAGCCGCCAACCUGAAGAUCACCUCCUGGAACGUGGACGGCUUGCGUGCCUGGGUCAAGAAGAAGGGGCUGGACUGGGUGCGUGAGGAGGCCCCGGACGUGCUAUGCCUUCAGGAGACCAAGUGCGCCGAGAAGGCCCUCCCACAGGACAUCACCUCCAUGUCUGAGUACCCACACAAGUACUGGGCGGGAUCAGAGGAGAAGGAGGGCUACAGCGGGGUGGCCAUGCUGUGCAAGACCGAGCCCCUCUCUGUCACCUACGGCAUUGGUAAAGAGGAGCACGAUAAGGAGGGCCGCGUGAUCACCGCCGAGUUCCCCAAGUUCUUCUUGGUGACUGCCUACGUGCCCAAUGCCAGCCGGGGGCUGGUGCGGUUGGACUACCGCAAGACCUGGGAUGAGGACUUCCGGGCCUACCUGAGCGGGCUGGACCAGCGCAAGCCCCUGGUGCUGUGCGGCGACCUGAACGUGGCCCACCAGGAGAUCGACCUGAAGAACCCCAAGGGCAACCGCAAGAACGCUGGCUUCACCCCCGAGGAGCGCGAGGGCUUCAGCAAGCUGCUGGAGGCCGGCUUCGCGGACAGCUUCCGCGAGCUGUACCCACAGCAGGAGUACGCCUACACCUUCUGGACCUACAUGAUGAACGCCCGCUCCAAAAAUGUCGGCUGGCGCCUGGACUACUUCGUGCUCUCCCGCGCCCUGCUCCCGAACCUGUGCGACAGCAAGAUCCGGAGCACUGCCAUGGGCAGCGACCACUGUCCCAUCACCCUGCACCUGGCCCUGUAGCCACUGGGUGCCCCUGCCCACGCUCACCUCCUCAUGCCAGUCACUUAUGCUCCCUUUCCUGUUACUUCAUCUUGCCUACUGAAUACCUUCAGACCACACCAACCUGUCCAGAAUUGGGUCACCCAACAAUAAUCCAAACCCCAGCUAUUAUGCAUAACCUGUCCAGUUUCUGGUGGCAGGAUCUUAUCAAAUCGUGUCAAAUUACCUGUCCUGUAUUUUCCUGUUUUAAUGAAACCUCUGACCUUUGUUCCAUUUCAGCUGUGUCUAACAGUUGUGAUAAUCAUACUGUCUGUAAUCCUACCUGUGUCGUCUCGUCUCAGAUGGAGAAGAGGUCUUCAAUCUUACUAACCUUCUCACUGGCCUAGGCCUUGUCCUUCGGUUCUUUCUGCCUUUUGACGACAGGGCCAUCUGAAACUAGUGCUCAUGCCUCGUAUGCUAAGAGCUUAUGCAUUAAGCUGUCUGUGACCACUCACGCCCAUAGGUCACCACUGAUGUGACACAAACCACCAGGCAGCCUAACAAUGGAUACUUUAACACUACUGACCACAGUCUUCCUUCUGUGAUCCCAUCAUAUAUGCUAUACUGUGCUGUACUAAUUGGUUACAGCUUAAAGCUAUCUAGGUUGCUCCUGUGACACUUCUAUGAUUUUUUUUUUCUUCCUCUUGAAACAAAUGUAUAAGCCCUAGUUGUCUCUGUUGGAGGACAUCUAGUGUUCUGUAAGUGCUUAACAUUUUCUGCUGUUCGGUGUGUGAACAUCUGGUCUGUCAUUUCAACUUUGCCCCUCAGCACCUACUGCCACUGUUAAAAAAUGUCAUUGAUAGCGAAGGUUUGCUUUACGUUCUGGCAUUGUAUGGCAAACCCCUCAGACAUGUAUUUCUGUAGGUCUUGUAUGUUGAUGAAACUACUGUCAAGCAUUGUUACAAUUGGCAGGA